Messenger RNA from Symbiodinium natans, 195 nucleotides. NCBI's taxonomy places the organism in Eukaryota, Dinophyceae, Suessiales, Symbiodiniaceae. The record is from the annotation of a GenBank genome assembly.
AUGGUCGAGCUAUCGCGUGACGACUCAUGUGCGUGCAGGGGCCUCCAUGUCCUGAAUGCAGCGCAGGUUCUUGAAGAGGGCGAGGAUGCGAAGCUUCAAGUCGGCUACUCCACCGACAGGUCCCCACUUCUGGGGCAACUUCACAACGGAGUGGCCUUCGACUACCGAGCGGCUGCCCCACAGUUGGUUCGAUGA